GGGGGGCGGGGCAGUGAUGUGGAGCUUUUCCGUAGUGACAGGAGCAGCGGCCGGCACCGCCAGCCCUAUGGCUUGUGACUAUGAGCAGUUCUGAAACGACAACCAUGAAAAUCCCAAAGCUUCCGUUCCUCCUGCUUCUUGCUUUGUGCAUCACGCUGUAUAUCAGCUACCUCCGAUGGAAUCCUAGUGUCCAGAUGGAUAAAUCCGAGUCAGACCUGAAGAACGCACCUGGAGCUGUCCGACGUGAAAUACUCUACGGUAUAAUGUUUGAUGCUGGGAGCACAGGAACACGAGUGCACGUCUACAAGUUCAGUCAAUCAUCCUCCGGGGCACCCCAUCUGGAGCACGAACUCUUUAAGGCCAUAAAGCCAGGACUGUCCGAGUAUGCUGACCAGCCAGAAAAGUGUACUGCAGGAAUAAAAGAGCUGCUAGAUAUUGCCAUUGAAGAAAUACCCGAACACCUCUGGAGAUCGACUCCACUCGUCCUCAAAGCGACAGCUGGAUUACGCCUUUUACCGGAAGAGAAAGCACAGAAAUUAUUGGACACGGUGAAGAACAUUUUUCAGUCAUCUCCCUUCCUUGUUGGAAAAGAAAGUGUCUCUAUAAUGGAUGGAACUGAUGAAGGAAUAUUUGCUUGGAUCACUGUUAACUUUCUAACAGGGAGUUUAACAAACCCUUCUGCCAAGCUGGCUGGAAUGCUGGAUCUCGGUGGUGGAUCAACACAAAUCACCUUCUAUCCAUAUGAAAAGUCCACAUUUACUGGUGCUCCGACUGGAUAUAUUACCAACUUUCAGCUGUUUAACCGCACGUUCCACCUCUAUUCACACAGUUACCUUGGGCUUGGAUUAAUGUCAGCGAGACUGCAGAUUAUGGGAGGCACUGAAGGAGAACCAAUUAAGCCAGAUGAAGAGUUAAUAACGCCUUGUUUAACACCGGACUAUGUCACAGAAUUUAACCAUGCAGGAAUAACUUACAAAGUAAAGGGACAGAAUAACGUAAAAUCUUUAUAUGAAUCAUGCUGUAAAAGUGUAGCAACGCUGCUGACCAACAAAGUAAACCACGCUGACGAAGUGGCAACUGUGUUCUUUUAUGCCUUUUCUUAUUAUUUUGAUCGGGCUGAGGACACACAUUUAAUAGAUCCAAGUGUUGGUGGCUAUGUAAAAGUGAGAGAUUUUGAAACGGCAGCCAUAAAAGAAUGUACAAAUAUGGAAAAGACUGCAGGCAGCAAUCCUUACCUCUGUAUGGAUCUAACGUAUAUAACACACCUUCUUCAGGAUCUUGGUUUUCCAAAAGACAAGCGCUUAAAGCUUGUUAAGAAAAUCAAUGAUGUAGAAACGAGCUGGGCCCUCGGUGCCACGUUUUAUUACAUGGAUGUGAUGAAGAACAAUGUCUAGAACAACGUAAAUUAAUAUGACGAACUGUAAGGGAAGAGGCAAAAUACUUGAACAAAUUCUGAUGCUUUCAGAAACCUUGCCAUAAUAUGUGCCAUAAGACCCAGUGUCAGGGUUGAUUAUUUUAAUUAUUUAUCUGGACUAAUGCUGAUUGAAAACAUAAGACCUCUAGAUUGUACUGAGAUUAUAUAACAUGAUAGGCCUUUAACUUGAUUCUUACUGAUUUGCUCAUCUCCUUCCACUCCUCCCACUGUCAAGGAACUGAACUGAAAUUUUACUUUUGUUACAGAAAACUGACUUUUUUUUUCCGUCCAGUACAGUAAAGCUGUGUUCACAUAAGUGUUGUUAUCCGUUCCCUCACCAUUCUAGUGAUUUUUUUUUUUUUUAUUUAUGGCAAGAAUUUUGCAGACCGCUGUUUUUGCCAUCAGAAAUACAGGCACUGAUGGAAACUAUAUCUGGAUCCGUCAUACCAGAUCUGUUACUUUUCAUAACAGAAACAGUAAACUUGGUCUUGAAAUUUUAAGCAUCUCCAAUAACUCAUGUCCAACCCUUGUGAGAGAUUUGAAAAUAUAGAGAUGUCCUUUAUUAACAACAUGAAUAAGCUGGAUAAAUCCUUUCUAUUGUAAACCAUUGGUUUACCAAAGAUUUUGGAGGCCCAAUGCACCUUUUUUAGGUAGUUUUGAACAUGCAUUGACUUUUUUAUAAUGUGAACACGCAUGGGAUAUGGUACUAUAUCUGAAUCUUAUUUGGCAACUAGAAAACUCUCAAAAAGGUCCCUUCAGCUCUCCUGACAUGUCUAGUUUAUUCUUGUGUUCUUCAUGAAACAACAAUUCUGGAGCAUCUUUUGUUAUCAUUCUGAGUUCUCAUUCUUCUGUUAUUCCUCCUGAAUAUUUAUAAAUUGUAUGUUACAAUUCCUAUUGGCAAAGGCAGAAUUUUCCCAGUGGGCCACUGCUGCUGGCCAGGUACAUACUACAGGGGUCCAGGCAGCAUGCCGAAGGUAGGGCUGGCUUGGUGCUGUGGCUGUAUAUCACCUCCUAAGCCCCCUGCUCCGUAUCUUAAUUAGGGGAGGAGGAGGACAGAAUGUGGCCACCACAGAGGGACAUUCUUCUGGGGAGGGAUUUUGUGCUCCAUUCUGGUAUUUGGUUCUUUGGGAUGGUAUUCUGUGCUGCACCAUGGUAAUGCUGACCCUGCCAACUUGGGUUGCCUACAUCCUUUCAGUUUGGAACCACCUACAACAUUGGGGCCACUUUAAGUUCACAGUCUGCCCCUGGGCAAAGUGGUGUGACAUGAGAUGAUGGCUGAUUGGACAGUGUCAGAGUUUGUAGGGACAAAUCCUCAGCUGGUACCAACAGUUGUCAUUUUAGUCCUAUAUUUCUAGGAGGAGUAACAGGAAUAGCAAAAUGCAACAAUAUGUUCAAGAGUUAUGUGCUUGAAUAUUUAUUUAUUGAGUGAGAUGUCAUUAAGAGAUGACAGGUCCACUUUUUAUAGAAAUAUGGCCGCCUGUAUAUCGAUUAACCAGCAACUGCCUUUACUGUAUGUUCAGUUUUCUCGAGUUUCAAAGUCAAUGAUUUGGAUUAUUUUCUUGUACACUGGAUAACACUGUGGUGCCUCAUUUCUUUAGUACAGACCUUUUGAUCCACAGUUCUCCAUGCUCACGCUAGGGUCUAAAAAAAAAAAAAAAAGUUUUUGCCAUUUUCUACGCCCGUCUUACAUUUAGGAGUGGCAGAGGAUCCGCCGAAGUUAUGUAGAGGCCGACGCGUCUACAUAACUGCGCUAGAUCCACCACCAGUGCAGGGCCAUCUAAAACGCUGGUCUUUAUAAAUAACCCCUAUACCAAAAGUGUGCCAGUCUAUAUAUGGUUCUAGGUCAAUAGACACCAUAUGCAUCUAUCAACAGAUUGCCCCUCUGUGGUGAUAACCGGCAGCAGGAUGGGGCAGAGCUUGGAAAAAAUGUACUGUAUCACAAAAAAGAGCACCUCAGCCUUAGUAGUAGUAUAAAUGCAUGACAUCCAAAAUGUCUGACAGUGGCAUUACAAUGUACUUAUGAUUUUAAUUCAAGUAGUUCCUGACAACUUUGUGCCAUUUAAUAGCUUUUGGUAAAUUGAGGUAAAGCCAAACAGCGGUGAUUGUCACUGACCAGGUCCUACCUCACAGAGCCUCUGCUACAUCUCUGGAUUAAACGACGACCGCUCAUGGGCAGAUUUAUCAUGAAAAACUUCAAGGCGCUGUCCUUUUUUAUUUUUGUGUGUGAGUACAAUGGUUUUCAGCACACUCAUGAUUGUUAAAGUUUGUUUUAACUUAUUAACCUAUUAUGAACAUUUUGUAGAUAUGUAAAUGUUCUAUUUAAUAAAGAUGUAGUUUUGUAACUUUAA
Bufo gargarizans (Asiatic toad) is the source of this 3762-nucleotide messenger RNA. RefSeq names its product ectonucleoside triphosphate diphosphohydrolase 6-like. Bases 81 to 1394 code for a protein of 437 amino acids. Gene Ontology annotation, cellular component: Golgi apparatus; membrane. Gene Ontology annotation, biological process: nucleoside diphosphate catabolic process. Lineage: Eukaryota; Metazoa; Chordata; Amphibia; Anura; Bufonidae. Gene Ontology annotation, molecular function: UDP phosphatase activity; GDP phosphatase activity. The record is from RefSeq and is a predicted model, not a curated record. The transcript is spliced from 14 exons.